AGCGUUUUUUAGCGUCACCACAUCAGAUACCAACCUAACCACAUCUCUGGGUUUCGGAACACAUUCUGAAUUUGACAUCUCCGAGGAAGAAGAAGAGUUUGACACAACUUAACCUUCAGACAACUACUAAAAUAAGCGGUUAUCAACAAAUUAGUUAAAUAAUAGUAUGGAGACGUCAGUAGUGAAUGGCAACAAAGAAAACAAUAUUUCAGAUAUGAGAAGGACUCCCCAGCAACGGAAAAUAUCCUACAGAAAUUUGUUGAAUAGAGUAGAAGGAUUGCAGGAAACUGAAGAUGUAGGCCUCAACACAGUCAAAGAUAUCGGGGAGGUUCUACGGGAAGUCAACAAUCUUGAUAAUGAAUGGAAAAUAGACGAGCGUGUGGAGCAUGCAGAUGAAACCCUGUUAGACUGUAUGGUUCUUUCGUCGGCCAGUAACAUACUGAAAAAGUGUAUAGAAGCCGUUGACGUGUUUACAUCAACAUACGAACAGAGUGAGUUCUCCAACAAAAUAAUUAAUAGCAUAAAGGAUGAUAAGAACGAAGAACUGGAACCCAAUGACUUAUUAAAUCUCCUAGAGGAUGCCCGUAGUAUAAUUCCAGAUAUACCCAAAUAUCGCUAUGUGUAUGGUGCAUACGAUUUGAAUAAUCUUCCUCAACCAAAGCCUAAGAAAGAACGGCAGAAAGUCGUGAAGGAAAAGCUACAGAGGAAGGAACCAGAGAAAGUCACCAGUGUUGAUAAAGACGAGGAAGGUAUCGAAGAGAUUGUGAAAGUACUGCACGACGUGUUGAAGGAAAAAUAUGUCCAAAACAACGAGGAACCAAUCAAGUAUUAUGACUAUAUUAUCGACACUGAUGACUUUGCCAGCACUGUGGAGAAUAUGUUUUAUUUUGCGUUUUUGAUCAGGGAUGGAAGAGCAUCUAUUGAUUUGAGUUUUGGGUUUCCAGAUAGCAGAGGAGAACCAAUUAUCAAACCUGCAAGGAAGAAGGCUUUAAAAGAUUUCAGAGACGGAGGAGGAGUGAAUGCCCAAAUUAUAAGCACGAUUAGCUAUGAACACUGGCAGAAAUUCAAGAAAGCAGGUUAUCUGCAGCAGCACAGAAAAGAACAAUCGGCCCAGUGACAGAGUAAAGGCGUUAUUGCCUUGAGAAGAUUUCUAUUUUUUGUUAUAUGCAGUUGUCUUUUGUAAUCGAGUAACUAAAUACUUUAGUAUAUUAUAUAUUCUGUAUUUU
This is a messenger RNA of Leptinotarsa decemlineata (Colorado potato beetle), 1226 nucleotides long. RefSeq names its product SMC5-SMC6 complex kleisin component Non-SMC element 1 (gene Nse4). Gene Ontology annotation, biological process: DNA repair. Lineage: Eukaryota; Metazoa; Arthropoda; Insecta; Coleoptera; Chrysomelidae. Gene Ontology annotation, cellular component: Smc5-Smc6 complex; nucleus. The record is from RefSeq and is a predicted model, not a curated record.